Branchiostoma belcheri (Belcher's lancelet) is the source of this 925-nucleotide messenger RNA. Its product is annotated as tumor necrosis factor ligand superfamily member 6-like. Gene Ontology annotation, cellular component: membrane. The record is from RefSeq and is a predicted model, not a curated record. Gene Ontology annotation, biological process: immune response. The coding region runs from base 1 to 441 and encodes 146 amino acids. Gene Ontology annotation, molecular function: tumor necrosis factor receptor binding. NCBI's taxonomy places the organism in Eukaryota, Metazoa, Chordata, Leptocardii, Amphioxiformes, Branchiostomatidae. The transcript has 3 exons.
AUGGACAAGGAAUAUCAAUAUAGUCCGAGCCGGAUAGUGGACUGGCAGUCUGGCGGAGGCGGAGCUUCGUACCUUGCGCACGGCAUGCAGUACAGCCGAGAGGAGGGUAGCCUGGUGGUGCCGCUUACAGGCUACUACAAUAUCUACUGCCAGAUACAAUUCAGACAUUUUCCGCCAGAGGGAGCUACAGACACGGGCUCCCCGCACAUGUCCUUCACGGUGUACCAGCUGCCCAGGUCACCCCCCGCCUACCGCAUCAUGACGGGAGGUGGUACAGUCCGCACCGUGCUGGAAGGUGGGCCGUGGGCGAAAACAUUUUACGUUGAAGGGGUGUUCAGGCUCCAGGCGAGGGACCACCUGUAUGUGACGGUGUCCGACUUGGACAAGGUGAACCCGAACGAAGAUGUCACGUAUUUUGGGGCGUUCUUAGUCUCGCGGUAAAAGACGAGGAAAAACAAAGAAAUAUUUCCAAUAUUUGCCUUAGAAGAAAAUCAAAAGAUUUUAGAGCAACGACAAUCCGUGACCACAUACAGUUAGCCUCUACCAGGCUUCAGAGUCGACUGGAAACAGUAAAAAUUGGCCACGUGGAGCAGCAAAUUGCACUCCCUUGGCAUGUGAUCCGUCUAUUUGGUUAAUUUCCACUUUUUCCUGCCGCCUCUGAAGCCUUGUAUACGUAGAGGCUACUAUACAGUUAAAACUGCCUUUGGAGACCACUUGAGGCACCAAAGAGAAUGGCCACAGUUGACAGGUGACCACUGUGAAGAAGAAUCUUAAUGUUUGUUGCCUGGUUUAACAGAAUACUUUACGUCUUUCUGUACUGGUUAUAACCAGAAAACCGACGAUAAUAUGUCGAUAUUAAUUUUAUCAUGAUCAUUUAUCCGGAAUCAGUGCAAUCAAUGAUGGCAUGAAACCCAGAAAAGCUAAG